GAGCUUAUAAAUUUAUGAUUAAUGUAUUGUAUUUUAUAUAAUGGAUCAAUAGCAGCAAUGCAGUAUAAAAGGAUGGACAUGUAACGAGCAAACAAGCAUUUAGAGAAAGCCUUAGCAUACAUCGAACACCCAUCAAAAGCAACAAGCACUACAAUCAUCAACAAUAGUAGUAUCACCACCACCACCACCACCACCACCACCACCACCAACAACGACAACAACAAUGGCUUCCCAGAAAGGCAUCGCUCUCAUCCUCGGCGCCGGCUCCAACGUCGGCCAAGCCCUCUCCAGCGCAUUCUCCCAAGCCGGCUACAAAGUAGCCCUUGUUUCGCGCUCCAUCAAAGAGUCCUCCUCAGACAAGCAGCUCCAGAUCCCUGCAGACCUCUCCAAGCCAGACACCGUCCCGUCAAUCUUCGAAUCCGUCCGCCAGAAGCUCGGCGCCGAUCCCAACGUGGUCAUUUACAAUGCCGCCGCUCUGACGCCGCCCGCUGAUGGCUCCAAUCCUUUCACCGUCGACAUUGAUGCUUUUGAAAAGGACCUGAGGCUGAAUAACACCUCGGCCUAUAUCGCAGCCAGAGAGGCCGUUGCAGGCUUUGAGAGGCUGGACAAGUCCUUGUCAAAGGCCUUCAUCUACACUGGCAACUGGCUCAACGCAGUCACCAUGUCUAAUCCGAUUUUCGUCACGCUUGCUGCUGGUAAGAGCGCUGCCGCCGCGUGGAUCGGCGGUGCAAGCGUGCAUUAUAAGAGCAAGGGCUACGGCUUCUAUUUCGCCGAUGAGCGUACCGCUGAAGGAAGAGCAGUUACUAGUGGCGUUUCGGGCGCUGCCCACGCAGAGGCGUAUCUGAAGUUGGCUGAAAACAAAAAUGAACAGCCAUGGCACACGACUUUUGUUGCUGGAAAGGGCUUUGUUGACUUUCCUGAGACCCGAAAGGCCUACAUUGACUCAUAGAGUUCUGUUUAUAUAAAAAGCGUAGCG
This is a messenger RNA of Trichoderma asperellum CBS 433.97, 976 nucleotides long. RefSeq lists its product as uncharacterized. NCBI's taxonomy places the organism in Eukaryota, Fungi, Ascomycota, Sordariomycetes, Hypocreales, Hypocreaceae. The record is from RefSeq and is a predicted model, not a curated record.